Messenger RNA from Lymnaea stagnalis (great pond snail), 859 nucleotides. NCBI's taxonomy places the organism in Eukaryota, Metazoa, Mollusca, Gastropoda, Lymnaeidae. The record is from the annotation of a GenBank genome assembly.
CUCGCACACGUCAGGCGCAAUGGAUACGUCUUAGAUCUGGCCAAAUUGGACUUGAAUAAACUGACCGACGACGAGCUUCUCAUGACCAUCCACAGUUAUCCAGAUAAUGCGGAUGUGAGUCUCUAGGGCGCUGUUUUGUAUGUAGGACCCCAUGCGGCAGGUUUUGAAGAUAUGGAUAGGCUUUUUAUAUUGGUUAAGUUUUUAUGUUUAAANAAAAAAAAACAAAAACCUUUUGCAUGUCUUAAAAAGGAGAUGCCCUAAGUUAAAGGGGGGGGGGGGCUGCCUUUAGUAGAACGGGUUCCAUGUCACGCCCCAGAAAUGUGAAAUAGUGUGCCCUUUUUUUUUAAUAGUUUUUACUUAAAAAGGAACUCCACUUUACUAUUGCUUCAUGCAGCGUUUCUCAACCUAUGGGUCGCGACCCCUUUGGGGGUCGAACGACCCUUUCACAGGGGUCGCCUAAGACCAUCGAAAGACGCAUAUUGUCUACAGUUAUGAAGUAGAAACGAAAACAAUUUUGUGGUUAGGGGCCGCCACAACAUGAGGAACUGUAUCAAAGGAUCGCGGCAUUAGAAAGGUUGAGAACCACUGGCUUAAUGCUUCAUAUGUCAAGCACGCCCUGAUCUUCUUCGUCCACAUUAAAACAAGACCAAUUAACUAAGACAACAAUUUGCGCUGUCCAUUUGCAGGGUUUGUGUCGCCGAAAACUCCGCAUGGGAACAUCGCUGACGGAGGCUGGGAGAUUUGUGAUGACCCGACAUCAGACCCCCGACCCCCCUUGCGUCAUCUACUCUUUUGGGAUCAACUACGACUUCUCGUUUGACGACGACGCCUCCAAAUUGUACGGCUGUCACGUGUACUC